This is a messenger RNA of Symbiodinium natans, 951 nucleotides long. NCBI's taxonomy places the organism in Eukaryota, Dinophyceae, Suessiales, Symbiodiniaceae. The record is from the annotation of a GenBank genome assembly.
AUGGCGAGUGUUGUCGGAGCGCUGAUCUUCUUCCUCCUCUACUUUCCCUACAUGUUCGUUACGGACGCGGGCGCCUCUGUCAACACCAAAGUCCUGGCGUCGCUGUCGCCGCCCGUGGCGCUGUCCAUAGGGGCUGGCCUCAUUGCGCAGCUGGAGAGUGCUGGUCAAGGAGUCCGCUUCUCCACGCUGAACGAGGCGAUCGAUAACUCCUCCAUGGCCCAAGUGCUGGUGAUGUUGCUCAUCGACACGCUGCUCUAUGCGGGGUUGGCCUGGUACCUCGACAAGGUGCUGGUCGUUGGCUUUGGAACCCGCGAGCGUUGGUUCUUCCCCUGCACGCGGCAGUACUGGCAGCCCCGGACGAGUGUCCUCUCUCAGUCCGAGCUCCAAGACCUCGAGCAGGGCUUUGACGAUGCGCAGCCGCCCAGCAGGCAUGAGGCCGUCCCUGUGGAGAUGGCGGAGCAGCGGAGCAUCCUGGUGCGAAACCUCUGCAAAGACUUCAAGGCUGCAGAUGGCAAAACCAUCCACGCGGUACGAGAUGUGAACAUGAACCUGUACAGUGGCCAGAUCUUCUGCCUCCUGGGCCACAACGGCGCAGGCAAGACGACCACCAUCAACAUGCUCAGCGGCAUGUUGCCCGUCUCCUCAGGCGACGCGAUCGUCUACGGGAAGUCCGUCCAGCGGGAGAUGCACCAAAUCCGACAGAUUUUGGGCGUCUGCCCUCAGCACGACGUCAUCUGGUCUGAGCUGACGGUGCGAGAGCACCUCGAGUUCUUCGCCAAAGCGAAAGGGGUCAGUCCGGAUCGUCUUGCAAGUGAGGUCGAUGAGUUGAUCCGGGACGUGAAUCUCGAAGAGAAAGAGAAUGCCUUGGCCGGAACCCUCUCCGGUGGCCAGAAGAGGCGCCUCUCCGCAGCGGUUGCGCUCGGGGGCGGAUCCAGGGUCGUCUUCCUGGAC